Molecule: messenger RNA, 2655 nt
Organism: Marchantia polymorpha subsp. ruderalis
Lineage: Eukaryota; Viridiplantae; Streptophyta; Marchantiopsida; Marchantiales; Marchantiaceae
Source: the annotation of a GenBank genome assembly
GACCGAUCAGAAAAUUUGUAUGAACUGAAUUCAGUUCUCUCGAAUGCCACAAACGGUCUAGUGUCAAGCUUCUUCUAAGUCACAGCGAAGUUCCAUCACCAUUCUGGGUAUAAAGAAAGGUUUCUGCGAUGCAAUGAAACGGACUGCGUUGUUUUUCCAACUGGGUCACAAACCCUGCCCGCACACAUUUUGAUUUUAUAACACUGGGAUAAGGUUUGGCAUUCCACCACUUGGCCUACCUGGAUGUAGGCCCACUUGUUGAAAUACUGAAUGAGGUUUUCGAUUAUGCCCAGAAGGCAAGACAGGCAACAGACGACGAAUUCAUUGCACUGGCCUCUCAAGCCUUGGACCUGCAUGAAGGCAGAAGGGUGGCACAUCAGGCUAUCACCCACCGGAAUCAGAGCAGCAUUACAAGGAUCGAAUGAACAACGAUUUGGGAAGAACACGAACCAUCAUCCGGAUAGCUUCGAGAAUGGCCACGAUGAGAGACCCGAGGCAGACGCUGCCGAAAGAAGUGGUGACAGAACGGCGGAAUGCAUGGACGGUGGGAUUGCGAGGCAUAUUGUGCUGCUGAAAGUAGAAAGUCCCCACUGUCCCCGCGACCGUCACAUGCACGACAUUCCUGAUCACCUCCAUGGUCCAGUACAGGCUCACCAGCAGCCCGAACACGAUCGCCGCCGCAUUGGACAUGGUGGCGAUGGCUCCCGAUGCUCCGAAGCUCCACAGCGCAAUCCAUCCCACCGACACGAACACGGCCAAGUACGAGACGAUGUAGCACGCCGGAUACUGGCCCGUGACCAUGAUCACUUUCGUAAUGAGCGCUGCUGCGAACGGAACCCUGCAAAUCCAAUCCAAUCCAACCCAAAAUCAACCGAAUCGAAGUGAGCUCAGAAUCAACAUCAUCGGCGGCACGAAAGCUGGCAAGUUAAGUUUCGAAGCCACGUACCGAAAUCGGACCCAGUACGCGUAGAAAGCCUGGAGGACGGCGAAGAGGAUGAAGACUAUGCCCACGAGGACGCUGUUCUGAGUGCGCGAGGCGAGGACGAGAAUGCCCAGCACCAAAUUGACGACGACGCCGGCCCAGAGCGCGAACUUGAUCAUGCCCACGGGGAAAUAUUUGACGAGCGAAAUCCAGAGGAAGGAGAAGACGGCGGCGAAGAGGAUGACGGCGCCGAGCUGUGGCGCCCAGUACUUGAUGUUGUACAUGGACGCGUCGCGGUCGUCGCGGUCCGAGUCCAGCACGGCGCCCACUCCGAACCACACCGCCAGCGCCCCCACGGCCAGCAGAUGCACCACGUACAGCAGCGCCGCCCACCAGUCCCUCCACUUCCUGUCUGCGCCUGCGCCCGCGCCCCGUUUCAUCUGCGCCUCCGGAUCCUCCACCACCUGCACGCGCAAUUCCACACAUCGUCAAUCCUCCCUCCCUCCCUCCCUCUGCUGUCCCCGCAUUUGCACGAGGCGACAUCAAAUCCACCAAGACAACUCCUUCGUCCCUCCCCUCGCCUUCUCGUCUCUCUCGUCGCACUUACAAAAGUUCCUGCCAUCGCUCCUGCUCGCGCUCCCACUGCGCUGAUUGUUGCUCCUCCACACUAACUCUCUCUCCCUUUCGGUGGCUCGAUGCUUCAGAGAAGCGCAGCGAGUGGUCGGAAGGAAUGCACGAGACGAUACGGCAUUUGUUGGAAGAAAGCUCGACCGACGUGGUGGGAAAAUCUAGAUUAGCACUGCUACAAUGAGAGAGACUUGUCACGCGCCUUUCUCUACGUCUGUCUGUCCGUCUGUCGAAAUGCACGCGCGGCAAAGUAGGACAGGCUCGUGCUCAAAUCCCAUUUCGGCUGCUGCUAUUAUUCGCCAUCACGUGUCGUCUCAGGCUCCUCCGAUCCGAAUCGAACUGAAAUGCCUUGCAGUGCAGUGCAGUGGUGUCAAGAACGUAAGACUAGACAGUACAAGAAUGGAAUGGAAAAUUUGCGGCGACGGGAAGCAGCAGCUGCUGCUGAUCCGAGCUUCGCGAGCACAGAGCGAUGGCGCUCGUCUCUUGCUCUUCUCCUUCAGAAUCCCUUCCCUCGGGAUUCGGAGCUGCCGCUGCUACGUACUACGAGAGAGACAGUGACUGCGCUUGCCGGUCGCUUGCCGGUUCUCGACACCAAACGUAUCGAGCAAACUGGAGGAAUGUGACGGGAAGGGAGGGGAAGGGACGCCGUGAGUCAUGCCGCCUGCAUGCAUGCAGCAGAUCGUCCCCAUUCGAAACGCCAAAUUUCAAAAGCUCGAAAAGUUUCCGUUGACAGCGAACGGGUCGCUGUCGAUACGCUUCCACGCUUCGGCCUUUCUUUAGCAGGCCUGCUAAAGAAAUCCAUUCGGUUGCGCUCUUCUCUCCUCGUUCCUCUCCUCCCUCGCUUCGUUGCACGACACGAACCGUAAUUUUGUUUCGUGGAGCCACGAAGAUUGCGGGCGAGAGAGUUUUGCCGACGCCAAGUGGAUGAAUAUCAUACAAGGAAAUCGGUAUAUUUAAUAUUUCUAUUUCUCUUGAACAUUGGGAAUUGGAUAUUAUAUUAUUUUGAAAUUAUAUAGACACAUUAGUAGAUUGAAAGAUAUAUGAAUAUAGAUUGUGAAUAUAAAAAAAAAAUUUGUAAUAAAUGAUUCAUAGUUCAAUUGUUAGUU